Molecule: messenger RNA, 4842 nt
Organism: Carya illinoinensis
Lineage: Eukaryota; Viridiplantae; Streptophyta; Magnoliopsida; Fagales; Juglandaceae
Product: disease resistance protein RUN1-like
Exons: 5
Coding region: 142-3300 (1052 amino acids)
Biological process (GO): signal transduction; defense response
Molecular function (GO): ADP binding
Source: RefSeq, a predicted model, not a curated record
CUGCAGUGGUGUGGUAUGUUGAUUAAUUAGCUGGCAUGCAUGGUCGAUGUUGUUGCUGAGAAGUUUCUCCUCUCUGAUCCACCUUAUCUCUAUAUAAUUGGACCUCUUGCUAAAUUGUAAUUGCGCAUACGUAUUGAGAGCAUGACUUCUUCUUCUAUGGCCUUUCAAUCAGAAGCUUCUUCAUCUUCUUCAUCUUCUUCAUCCUCUUUGUCUUCUUCCACCCAUCUAUGGAAUCACGAUGUAUUCUUGAGCUUUAGAGGUGAAGAUGUUCGCUAUGGCUUUAUUUCCCAUCUACACCAAGGUUUGAAUCAAAGGGGAAUCAAAACUUACAUAGACAGCAUUAAUCUUGAAAGAGGGGAGGAAAUUUCACCGGUACUUUGUAAAGCUAUUGAAGAGUCAAUAAUUUCUAUCAUUGUACUAUCUAAAAAUUAUGCAGAAUCUAGAUGGUGUUUAGACGAGCUAUUGAAGAUUCUUGAUUGCAAGGAAACAAUUGCUCUACCAAUUUUUUACCACGUAGAUCCAUCGGAAGUACGGCAUCAAAAAGGGAUUUUCGGAGAAUCCUUUGAUAAACUUGGAGAUAAACUUAAGGAUAAUGCAAAGAUGCUGAAAUGGAAGGUAGCUUUGAAAAGAGUAGCUGAUUUGUCUGGUUUCACAUUAGCGAAGUGCCGGAAAGAGUCAGAAUUUAUCCUGGAAAUCAUUCAAUGGGUGGAUUUAAAAAUGGUAAAUCAAACACCUCUAAGUGUUGCCAAGUAUCCAAUUGGAAUAGAGUCUCGUAUACAAGAUAUUUAUCAGCAUUUAAGUAUUGGAAAUAAGGAUAUUAUAAGCAUUGUAGGGAUAUUUGGGACUGGUGGAAUUGGGAAGACAACUAUUUCAAAAGAUAUCUAUAAUCGGAUUUCUUCUCAAUUUGAAGGAAGUUGUUUCUUGGAAGAAGUUAGAGAAACUUCAAAACAAUUAGGAGGUCUGAUGAAGCUGCAAAAUACCCUUCUUUACGAUAUUUUAGGAACAAGUUUGGAUGUUCAUGAUAAGAACAGAGGCAUCAAUGUGAUUCGGGAUAGACUUCAUUCUAAAAGGAUUCUACUAAUUCUUGAUGACGUGGAUGAGUUGGUCCAACUAGAAAAUUUAGUUGGAGAUCGUGAUUGGUUUGGCUCAGGAAGUAGAAUCAUUAUAACAACAAGAGAUCAACACUUAUUAGAAGUCUUUGAAGUUGAUUUAAAGUACGAGGUGAUGAUUUUGGAUGACAAUGAAGCUCUUCAGCUCUUUAGUUUGCAUGCUUUCAAGGAAAAAGAACCACUGAAGGAUUUUAUGGACAUAUCUAAACAAGUAACAAAAUAUGCUCAAGGUCUUCCACUAGCUUUAACAGUGCUAGGUUCGGAUCUAAAAAGUCAAAGCAUAAAACAUUGGAAAAGUGCAAUGGAUAAAUAUAAAAACAUUCCCCACAGUGAUAUUCAGAAAGUACUCUUAGUGAGUUAUGCAGGUCUGCAUGAUGCUGAUAAGGAAAUAUUCCUUGAUAUUGCAUUUUUCUUCAAGGGAGAAUCUUUGGAAAAUGUCACGAAAAUAUUUGAUUCUUGUGGUUUUUAUCCGAAUCAUGGAAUCGAGAGGCUUAAAGACAAGUGUCUUAUUACUAUUGAAGGGCAAAAUAAACGUGUUGGGAUGCAUGACUUGCUACAAGCUAUGGGACGAGAAAUUGUUCGACAAGAAUCACCCAAAAAACCUAGCAAACGUAGUAGACUAUGGAAUCACGAGGAUAUCCAUAAAGUGUUGCAAGACAGUACGGGGCCAAACAAAAUUGAAGGCAUAGUGUUAGAUUUACCUAAAGAUGAGGAGGAGAUAAGGUUGCAUCCGAAAGCAUUUCUACACAUGAAAAGACUUAGAGUCUUUAUAAAUCGUAAUGCACGUUUUUCUUGUGGAUCCAAUUAUCUCUCUGACAAUUAUCUCUCCGAAGAGUUAAGAGUCCUUGAUUGGAAUAACUAUCCUUCACCAUAUUUGCCACGUAAUUUCCAAGGGAAGAAACUCAUUGUCUUUAGGAUGCAGCAUAGCCUCAUCAAAAAGUUAGGGGAUGGAUUCAAGCCCAAGAAUUUGACGAGUAUAACUUUCGAAGAUUGUAAAUUCUUAAAAAAGAUUCCGGAUCUUUCAAUCCUCUCAAAUUUGAAGGAAUUGGCCAUCCAAUUUUAUACAAGAUUAGUUGAGGUGCAUGAUUCCAUUGGAUCUUUGGAAAAUCUUUCUAUGUUGGAGUUUUUUCAUUGCUCUAAACUCCAAAUCCUUCCAAGAAGCCUCAACUUGAGAUCUUUAUGCUAUCUUGGUCUUCAGGAUUGCCCAAGCAUUCGUUAUCUUCCUGAAAUCGAGUGUAAAAUGGAAUCUUUAAUUGAAUUGAAUCUACGUGACACCGCAAUAGAAGAGCUACCUUUAUCCAUCGGGAACCUCGUACGACUUGAGUCUUUAUAUUUAAGAGGCUGCAAAAACCUUAUGCGUCUCCCAAUUGCUUGCAUUCAGCUACAACAUUUACGUUGGCUCGAGAUUGAUGGUAAUUUUCCAAAUCUUGUAAAGAAGAUGAGGGAUGAUGGGCUAUCCCUUAUGACUAUUGAGUCUACAAAAAUGGAAGAAGAGAUGUCAUUACGUGAAGAACGACUCCAUGAAUUGGCGUCUCCAACGAAUUCAAGCAAUGGGAGCACUGCAUUACAAUUGUUGAAUCUUCAAAAUUGUUUCCAAUCAGAAACACAUUUCUAUCCAAUAUCUAGUUUAUUUACCAUGUUUAACUCCUCUGCCAGUUUGUGUCAAUUAUAUCCAUUGCCGACUGAUAUUGUUUGCGUUCUCACGAGCAUCAAAGAUAUUAUGAGCCUUGAAUCUCUUUCCUUGAGCUAUUGUUGUAAACUUGAAGAAAUACCAGAGCUUCCACCAAAUAUAAGAGAAGUAGAUGUUAGGGGAUGCAAGUCAAUUGAAAUGUUUCGGGAAGAAUUAAAAAUAUUGGAACUCAAUGGAAGCUGCUACAAAUUGCAUGAGAAUAGAUGGAAUGAUAAAGUGCAAGAUCCUUUAUUGUGGAAGGGAGUCUAUGAAUAUGAUGCUACUUUGUUUCUGGAAAAUCAGAUUCCAAAGUGGUUGAGUUAUACUCAUGAGUUUUUAAAAGGUAAUGGAAUGGUGAAGGGGCCAGAUAAUUAUGUCAAACCAAGGGGAGAAGAAGAUUGGGUGAUAAAUAUUAAGGGGCCGCACAAUUUGGAGGAGAUAAAUGGAAUUGUACUGUAUAUCACAAUAUUUUUAAAGAUGCUUCAGUGGAUGGUACAAUUGAUCAUACUAAUGCUAAGAUAACCAGUAAGAGGUUAGAUCAUGUAUGCUGUAUUGAAGGGGUACAAUUGGUUAAUAAGGGUUGGUACCGCAAGGGAAAUAGGACUGGACUAGCUGUAUGGAUGGGGUACUCCAAUUUAAAAUCUUUUAAACUACCGGUUUUGAAAAAUUUGCAAGUUCAAUUUGAUCUUCGUUGUAAAGGGAUGGUGUGGUUUUUUAAAAAUUGCACAGCCAGAGUGGUAUACAAGAAUGAAAGUAAGUCGCCCCUCUUCCUUUGAUUUUCAAGUAUUAUUUUCUGACUCUGCCUAUUAUAAUUUCCUCCUCUCUGCGUAUUAUAUUUUUUCCAUUUCACUUUGUACAUUUAAUUUUGUUUCUGGAAUGAUGAUUUUACUUAUAGCCAUGUCAUAGUCGAUGCCAUGGUGCUUCUUUGAAGCUUCACAAUGUGUCGCUUCCAAAAUAACUUGCAUCUCUGUGCUGUUUUUGAGACAUUGCCCUGUUUUGGGCCCCAAUAAAAACUUAGCUUCAUUUGGUAUUCUUUUUUGCACUUCAAUUUUGGUAUUCUUCAAAGCCAUAUAAUAGAAGAGCAUGAAGAGAGUGAAAAAUCAUCCAGGUGUCCUGCGUGAAGAUGGUUGUUUAGGCGGAAUCUUCCAUUUUUUUUUUUCUAUUUCCCUGUUGUCUCAGCAAACAAACUGUGUAUGGAGAGAAGCAUGCGCAUGAGGAGAUUGAAUCAAAGCAAUGAAUGUACGAAAUGAAUGAAGUUGAGACUAUACUUUUGCCUUUUGUCUAGUAAUUUUCUUUUGGGCUUUUCCCUGUUUGCAGCAUUGGAGCCUAUUGAUACAAAAGCAUGAAGAGAGAGUGGAAAAUCAUCCAUGUGUGCUGCAUGAAGAUGGAUGUUUCCAUGGAAUCUUCAAAUUUUGUUUUCUAUUCCCCUGUUUUAUCAGCAACCAAACUGUGGAUGGGGAGACGGAUGGGCAUGAGGAGAUUGAAUAGGAGCAAUGAAUGUAUUGGAUGAAUAAAGUUAGAAUUGUACUUUUGCCUUUUGUUCCAAAGGUUGAACUGUACUAGUUUUUAGGUAAAUAGUGCUCUGCUAUCAGGGUCUUGUUCCAUUUUAUAGUUUUUCUGCGUUUUAGCAUUCUAGGCACAAAUUCGUCAUCAAUGAUAAAUGAUGUUGAGGUUGGAAGUUCGUAGUAGGCAUAUUCCAAGGUUUCAUUGUCUUUGGAUUGUGUAUUUUGUAGAAUUUGUGUGAUUUGGAAAUUUCGAAGGCUGCAAGUUCCACUUUGAACACCAUUGAGUUUCAAGGUUUAUAGGGAAUUUGAAAUUAAUGGGAUCCUGCGUUGGAGUGAGAUUAGAAGAAUCGCCAUAUGUAAGGUUAGUCAUGUUCUUUGGAAAAAAUAACCACACUGGUACUGGAAAGGAAAGAGAUUCAUGGAUUUCAAUAUUGAACAACAUAAACUUGCACGGUAUUGGAAUACAAAGUUACCGAUUAUCAUAUUUAAGAGGAUGAUGAAUAUUUUUGUUCUUUUUUAAUUAAAUAAACUUGUAUCGUAUUGGAAUUUUAGACUUUGG